Molecule: messenger RNA, 1754 nt
Organism: Anguilla anguilla (European eel)
Lineage: Eukaryota; Metazoa; Chordata; Actinopteri; Anguilliformes; Anguillidae
Gene: tppp3
Product: tubulin polymerization-promoting protein family member 3
Exons: 5
Coding region: 302-838 (178 amino acids)
Biological process (GO): microtubule polymerization; microtubule bundle formation; positive regulation of protein polymerization
Cellular component (GO): microtubule
Molecular function (GO): tubulin binding
Source: RefSeq, a predicted model, not a curated record
UCUCAUGAUGUGCAACAGGAUGGUCUCUAUGGAUACGGGGACAAACAGAAGAUAACAAGCCCUCGGCCACUUAAAGCGCACUGGAGCCGCGGAGGACGCAGGCGAGCAGGCAGGUGGCCAGACGGGGCAGGCGUGGCGUGUCGCGGUGCAGGCGGAGAGCGGUGCGGUGCAGGCGGAGCAGGCUCAGCAGCGGGAGGUUUGCAGAGACUCUGUGUUCGUCUCCUCCUCCGUCUUCAACCCCACCCAAACCUCCAUUGAAGACGCAUCCUUGAGCGCUACAAGCAAGCGAAGAGAUUUUCUCAUGAUGGCACAAAACACAGACAUGGAACUGCUCUUGGACUCCUUCAAGAAGUUUGCCAUCCAUGGAGACACCAAAGCCACUGGGAAGGAGUUGAAUGGGAAAAACUGGGCCAAACUUUGCAAAGACUGUAAGGUCAUUGAUGGAAAGAACGUCACCAGCACCGAUGUAGAUAUCGUAUUCACUAAAGUGAAAGCAAAGACUUCUCGGGUCAUCACUUAUGAGGAAUUCCAGAAGGCUCUGGAGGAAUUAGCGCCAAAAAGAUUCAAAGGUCAGAGCAAAGAAGAAUCCUUGAAGUCCAUCCACAAGUUGAUCGAGGGCAAAGAGCCCACCAAUGUUGGCAUAACGAAAGUAGCCAAGACUGCCACAGUGGAGCGCUUGACGGACCCGUCCAAGUACACGGGUUCCCACCGAGAGCGCUUCGAUGAGAGCGGGAAGGGGAAAGGCAGGAGCGGGCGGGAGGAGCUGGUGGAGAACACCGGCUACGUUAGCGCGUACAAGAACGCGGGGACCUACGAGGAGAAAACCAAAGCCAAGUGAACCCUGUGACGUAGGGCGGAGUGAGACGAGCUCGCUCAUCCACGUUCGGGGGCUUGAGACUGAAUCAGAGCUCGGCCAACAUCCGCAGCCCGGUAAUUAACGGCGGAGAGCCGCGGUUUCCUGGAGCUAACCGGACUGCAGAAACGAUUGCCUUUUGAUCUCCGGCAAAUAUCCCGCGGCUCAAUUUCAACGCAUAAAACGAGACUCACAAAGCGGGAGCCUGCUGAUGGAGUGGAUCGUCUCUUUAUGGAGUCAUCUUAUUAAUUCUCCCUCUUUGUUUAAAACCCAGAGGAGUAAUAACACAAUCUGCUCUGUUUUGCUAUGUAUGAUUCUGAAUAUUUCUGUGUUAAUGUAUUGCUUUCAAUUGCUGACUUCAAUCAUGUAAUUCAUGACUCUGUUACUUAAAUAUGCUCCUGUUUGUAACCUAUGCACUGCUUUUUAGUUACUGUUAUAUUGCAGUCUCAUUCCCAAUUUCUGGUUUGUAACUUGUUAGUUUACUGUCUUGUGUAACUUUGUAACUUUGUGUUUUAUGUGAGGAUCCCCCUUGCAAAAGAGAUUUCGAUAACACAAAUAUCCUUUUCUGCCAGGUUGUUUACCAGCCAAUUACAACAUUUAUCAAUUGCACAUCUUUAUUUGACCUCUUUGUCCCUUAAAGCUGUUACCUUCAACAUAAUCAACAAUUCAUUGUACUGUAAUUACAUUUUCUAAAUACAUAUUUUAAGACUAUGCUAGCAUUUGUUCCAUAAUCCAGGAUGUUCAAAAUCUAUUAAACAAUUAUUUGUGCUUACUGCUUUAUUGUAUAUUUCAGAAAUGUUUCUUUUUAAAAGCGAUGUCCUUAUUCUUCCCUAUUAUUGUGGUAUAAGCAAGCUGUGUUAAAACUGGAAAAAUAAAUACAUUACAAUAAAUACAUACAUAA